AUCCACCUGUUCAUUCCACCCGCUUGGGCCCGGGAGCUUCAUAAUGCUGGCCGCGGGCAUAGCGCAAACAGUGGACCAAGUUCAGUCUUUGCCAGCAUAAAUAACCGACUUCGUCAUCCCACCACGAGUGCGUCCAAAGACAUGGGCGAUAUGAACCAGAGCACUCGACACGCAGUCGACACAGGACCGACACGAAAACGUCCAGCAGAUUUUCUGAUCAUAUCAGGCUCAUCUGGAGGUGUCGAAGAUGAUGUCCCACCCACCCCGACGACCGAGGAAAGCUCGCUUGAGGGAUCUCCGGCAAAGAUGGUAGAUGGGCAUCCCGCGGUCGGCCGCCGCAAGCGUUACAAGAGCAAGAUUCCCCAUGAGCAUGCACAGAUCCUCGAAGCCGCAUUCCAGGAAAACCACAAUGUCAAAGGCGAAGAGUUGGUUCUUCUCGCUAAGAGAUUGGAUUUGAACCAACGUACGGUUCAAGUGUGGUUCCAGAACAGACGUGCAAAGUUGAGGAAGAUCGAAGGACACCAAGUUAAACCACGACGCCGACAUCUCGAGAAAGCUCUCGCCCACCCAUGUAGCGGUUCAUCGGGCACGACAAUUCCCGACGGCAUUUUCUAUCCUGCAUAUCUCGGGAACAGCAGCUCGCCCAACGCCUAUGGUGAUGUCCACGAGCUAGCUUCAUUGCGCGGGCCCAUUGGGGACGAACAGAUGUCCGAUUUUACAGGCUACCAAGAGUAUCCGAACGUCGCCAGCGCGUCUCAUACAGGAGGUGCAGGCCAUUGGGCUGAUUACACCUCUUUACCGCCGGAAGUGCUCACACCAACGGGCUCCGUCAAUUGGAAGGAGCCUCCAUUUCCAUUCACGCCUCAAGCAGCGGUGACGACCACUUGUCCAGCGGAGUCGACUAAGGCUCCUUGCGUUCCGCUUCAGACGCUUCCCAUGUCGGUCGAGCAGAUUCAAAUCGGCAGCUGGCAACGCUUUGCGCUCUCCCGCACCGCGGACCUUUUAGUUGAAGUCGACCUAGUCCAGAACGCCCUGCGCGCGACGUUCAUCGAAGGAAACGCUCGCUGCCGUCUCAAACUUCCGCUGGAAACGAUCAUCGGGGUCGCAUACGCUUCCGCAGAUUACAACCCAAACAUCGGCGAGAUCACCAUCGACAUCCUCGAACCACCUCAAUUUGAGAUGUUCACGGGCGAAGGCGAAUGGACCGCCUGCUCUGAUUUCACCGAAGACGCCCAGGCAUCCGUCUGCUUCACUCACGUCCUGCACGGACCUUUCACCGAUCUCCGCGCCGAGAUGCUCGCCUUGACGGAGCAAUCCCUGAUGAUCCGCCAGGCCAUGAUGCGCGCCAACCUCCGGAUGCAGCGCACAAUGGAAGCGUUGAUCGCCGGCCCUCGAUACCUUCAUAACGGCUACCCAUCGCUCGGUGACGGGCAUAGCGACGCUACCUCCUGCGUCUUCUCGCCCGUCUCGCCCAUGGCCGCGACGCCCGAGACGGGAAGAGCGUCUCUGUUCUCGCCGUCCGCGAGGAGCCUCGACAACGCUUUUCCGACCGCCUAUUACACGCCGGUCAGGUCUGCUCGUGAUGGUGCUCUCACAAUGCAUCAGGCCUAGCCUCGCCAGAUGUGAGGAUCACACAUCAAAUGGGGACUCUUGAGAACUGUGGUUGCUUUUACCGAAAGUCAUGCAUAUGACUUCCUCCCUCGCUCUUUCCUUGAACAUAUCCAUUCGUACUUCAGAU
Molecule: messenger RNA, 1738 nt
Organism: Fimicolochytrium jonesii
Lineage: Eukaryota; Fungi; Chytridiomycota; Chytridiomycetes; Spizellomycetales; Powellomycetaceae
Exons: 2
Coding region: 142-1611 (489 amino acids)
Biological process (GO): regulation of DNA-templated transcription
Molecular function (GO): DNA-binding transcription factor activity, RNA polymerase II-specific; DNA binding
Source: RefSeq, a predicted model, not a curated record